Messenger RNA from Quercus robur (English oak), 2011 nucleotides. Its product is annotated as aspartyl protease family protein At5g10770-like. NCBI's taxonomy places the organism in Eukaryota, Viridiplantae, Streptophyta, Magnoliopsida, Fagales, Fagaceae. The coding region runs from base 23 to 1471 and encodes 482 amino acids. Gene Ontology annotation, biological process: proteolysis. The transcript has 3 exons. Gene Ontology annotation, molecular function: aspartic-type endopeptidase activity. The record is from RefSeq and is a predicted model, not a curated record.
GUUUUGAGCAAAAAACUAAACCAUGGCUAGUCGCAUCUCCUCCCUCCUUAUGUGUAUCCUCUAUAUCUAUAGUUUCUCUGCUUUUCUAUGCCUUCAUGCCCAUGAAGCAAGAGAGAGUGCAGAAAACUACCAACUUCAUCAUUAUCAUACUGUCCAAGUCAGCUCUCUAAUACCAUCAACUACCUGCAACGCUUCUAGCAAAGGUCCUAAAAGGGAGGCAUCCUUAACGGUGAUACACAAAUAUGGCCCAUGCUUUCAAAGCAACAAAGACCAAUUACUGGUUCUUAAUCACACUGAAAUCCUCCUUCAAGACCAAUCUAGGGUGAACUCAAUCCACUCCAAGUUCUCUAAGAAUUUAGAUGGCAACAAAUUAAGAGAAUCUCAAGCCACCACCCUUCCAGCUAAAUCCGGUGGCACCAUCGGCACGGGUAACUACAUUGUCACCGUGGGCCUUGGCACUCCCAAAACAAAUCAAACACUUGCAUUUGACACUGGUAGCGACCUCACUUGGGUACAGUGUAAACCAUGCGCUAGACAGUGCUAUCAGCAAGUAGACCCAAUCUUUGAUCCAUCCAAAUCCACAUCCUACACCAACAUUUCAUGUCCUACACCCUUGUGCUCUCAACUCACUUCUGCAACAGGAAGCCCACGACAAUGCUCCUCCAACUCAAAGUGCAUAUAUGUUGUGCGAUAUGGUGACCGUUCAUUUACAGCUGGAUAUUUCAGCACAGAGAGGCUAACUAUAACAUCAGAUGUGGUGGACAAUUUCAUAUUCGGUUGUGGCCAAGACAACGAAGGCCUCUUUAAAGGAUUUGCAGGGUUGCUAGGCCUUGGUCGCGGCCAAGUUUCUCUUGUUCAACAAGCUGCUCAAAAGUACAAGAAGUUUUUCUCAUAUUGUCUUCCUUCCACAAUUAGCUCAAUGGGAUACCUUACUUUGGGAAAAGGCAGAGAAGUUUCGAGUUUCGUAAAGUUCACACCUUUGUUAACGCUUUCUCAAGGGCCAUCAUUCUAUGGCCUCAACUUGAUUGGAAUAAGUGUGGGUGGACAAAGAUUAUCAAUUCCCACAUCGGUUUUUUCGACCGUUGGUACCAUAAUUGACUCUGGGACAAUCAUUACACGUUUGCCUCCUACAGCAUACAGUGCAUUGCGAACAUCAUUUCGAGAAAAGAUGCGUAAUUAUUCGAUGACAAGCUCAAAUUCUUCGCUAUUUGAUACAUGCUAUGACCUUAGCAAGAGCCAAUCUGUUUCAAUUCCAAGCAUAAGCUUUUUUUUCGGUGGUGGUGUGAGCGUAGAUUUGAACAAAGUGGGUAUACUCUAUAUAUUGAGCCAAACAGAAGCUUGUUUAGCCUUUGCUGGAAAUAGUAAUCCAAGCGACAUUGCCAUUUUCGGGAACGAACAACAGAAAGGAUUAGAGGUGGUGUAUGAUGUUGUCGGAAGGAAGAUUGGGUUUCGUCCUGGUGGGUGUAGCUAAUGAAGUAAUAGUAAUAGGGUCAUGCUAAUUAAUGAGUGCCCUUAGAGUAAUGGUUAACAAUUUAUUUUAAGAAAGUUUUGACAUCACUUUUAUGGGAAUGAAAAAAACUGUUAAAAUAUUAAUUUUUUUUUUUCUUUUCCCAUAAAAAAACUUUCUUUAAAUGGAUUGUUAACCAUUAUCCUAAGGACAUCCAUUAACAAUUCUCAUAGUAAUAAUAUAAUAAAGUGAGCGAGUAACAAAGAAAACCUUUGUGUUAGCGCGUGGUGAGAAUUAUUAUGGAUUGAGAUAUAAUAAAUAAAUCCAUUGAUAAAAUCAAUGGAAAUGUUAAUGAAGGUCAUUGGACAUGAUUAACUCAAAUGUACUGUAAUUACCAAAGGUUUCUCUUAGACCUUUUGAGAAUGAAUAAUGCUUGUGUUACAUAAAGUGACACAACUUGUGCCACAACUCACCCAUGUAGUGAGUUGUGAGUGGUAGAAAUAUGAUGGUCUUUGUUGUAAUUAUCGAAUUAUUUAAAUAAAAUUUGCGCGAAAUUAGAGGAAA